UUCCACUGUUACACACACCUUUGCCCCCGUUCCCCCCUGCUCGAUCCCCCGUCCCUCCGUUUUCGGCGCGGCCGCGAGGAGAGUUCGUCGUCGGCGGCGAUGAGGUCGGCCCUGAGCCACCUGAUCCGCUCCUCCAGCUCUGCCUCGCCCUCCCGUCUCAGCUCGCCAGUUCUAUUAAAGAACGGCAAGGCGUUCUCGAGCGAUGCCACGCCCAGGGAUUCCCGGCUGGUUGACGAGCCUUUCAAGGUCGAGGAGGCAGAACCCGUGAAGGUGCCGCCGCCGCCACCUUCUCCUGAUAAGCUGCUUGUGCUAGGUGGAAGUGGUUUCGUUGGUUCACACGUUUGCAAGGAGGCGUUGGAGAGAGGAUUUGUUGUCUCUAGUCUAAAUAGAUCUGGAAAGCCAUCGAUAAGUGAAUCUUGGGCUGACAAAGUUAUAUGGAACCAAGGCAAUCUCCUUGAACCUGCUUCACUGGAGGAUAGUAUGGAUGGUGUCUCUGCUGUCGUAUCCUGUGUUGGAGGCUUUGGGUCAAAUUCUCAGAUGUUCAAACUGAAUGGGACUGCAAACAUAAAUGCCAUCAGGGCUGCAGCUGAGAAAGGUAUAAAAAGAUUUGUGUAUGUGUCAGCUGCAGACUUUGGUUUAGUGAAUUACUUAUUGCAAGGUUAUUAUGAGGGCAAGAGAGCUGCUGAAGCUGAACUUCUGUCGAAGUUUACCUAUGGAGGAGUGAUAUUGCGGCCUGGUUUUAUCCAUGGAACUCGUCGAGUGGGUAGCAUGAACAUACCCCUUGGACUUGUGGGUUCGCCUAUGCAAAUGGUGCUCCAAAAUGCAAAACCAUUAACCAGAUUGCCACUUGUUGGCCCGAUGCUAACUCCUCCAGUGAGCGCUGCCUCAGUAGCGAAGGUCGCUGUAAGAGCAGCGACGGACCCGGUGUUCCCUCCUGGUAUCGUUGAUGUGUAUGGCAUCAUGCGCUACAGCGAGCAGAAGUAAUUGUAUGCUUGUAAAGGAUUACAAGGGUGGCUCUACCCAUCUUUUGUUACCUGGUUUUUCCCAUUUGCUCUAAAUGAUGCCUCAGCUACUCUGAUAGUUGUAUCCUGGCGUGGCCCUGUUUGUCUCAUCUACUUACUAGCCAAGGAUGCUCAAUAAAGAAACAGUUAACCUCGAGUUUCCUGUUGGAAACUGUUUUUUACAUGUUUGUUGCCUGAAAGUGUUCUUUUUUAGUGACUGUAGAGAACAUGUUAAAGAUCUGUAACUUCCUUUGAGUUUAUGAUGAUGAGGAUAAGAAAAACUCUA
Messenger RNA from Hordeum vulgare subsp. vulgare (domesticated barley), 1287 nucleotides. RefSeq lists its product as uncharacterized. The record is from RefSeq and is a predicted model, not a curated record. The coding region runs from base 100 to 984 and encodes 294 amino acids. Gene Ontology annotation, cellular component: mitochondrion. NCBI's taxonomy places the organism in Eukaryota, Viridiplantae, Streptophyta, Magnoliopsida, Poales, Poaceae. The transcript is spliced from 10 exons. Gene Ontology annotation, molecular function: protein-containing complex binding.